CAGCGAGUGCAGUAGCAGAAUACAUCGUCAGUGACCAGCCAUUGCUGUUGUGAUUGUGACUGCGAAACUUGGAAGACGCUAGGACUCGCUGAGCACUUUGCCGUUUGCACGUAGUUUUCUUUUACAAAUCGACCAGGAUGCGGGACUCCGACUGCUUGACGAAUAAACUGUCUCCAGGUGUAGCAGCGUUCCUUUCCAAGCUAUGGUUCCUGGUCAACGAUCAGUCAACCAACGAGCUUAUUUAUUGGGCAUCCGACGGAAAAAGUUUCUUCGUUAAAAAUAGUGAAAAGUUUACAAUAGAUACGUUACCGCAUUAUUUCAAACAUAGUAAUAUGGCGAGUUUCGUACGACAGUUGAACAUGUAUGGCUUCCACAAGAAGUUAACUUUCGCAAAUGGGCAAAAAUAUGAAUCCGAGAUAUUAGAGUUUGAGCAUGAGUUCUUUGUCAAAGAUCAUCCUGAAUUAGUGGGGAAAAUUAAGAGAAAAAUGCCAUCAAUGUAUCAGUUCAGUAGAUCAUGGUUGCAGUACAGACCUUCUGAUCAGAGAGUCUCUAAGUUGCAGUUGGCCCCAGCUAAAGAUGGUAUUAAACCAGAUAUAUUAGACAAGAUGUUACAAGACGUAAAAAAAAUGAGGGAUCGUCAAGAAAAUAUGGAUAAUACAUUAAAUGAAGUAAAGCGCGAAAAUUCAACAUUGUGGAGAGAAUUGGCAAUAUUGAGACACAAACAUAUAAAACAGCAACAGAUUAUUAACAAAUUAUUUACAUUUCUUGUCUCUCUUGUACAAUCAUCUAGAAGUGGUCUAUCUGUUAAAAGGAGAUAUCCACUAAUGAUAGAUGACUCGAUUCCAAAUAAACGAAGCAAAUCGUCCGAGCCCCAAGAAUGUACUAUGGGACCAGUAAUUCAUGAACUUGAGACAUCAGAUUCCGAUCUCUAUUCAGAUAAUAUUGUUGCUGAGAUGCUAGAAAAUGAAAAUCCAACUGUUCAAAGUCCACCUGUUCAAAGUCCUCGGGAACAUAAUGAAAGAUUGGUAGAUGAACAAAAUAUGGCAACUUCUGUUCAAUUAAAUAAAGAGUCCCCCCUUCACAAUCCUGAGAUUGGAACAACGACGAAACGUGUUAACAAAGACAAAAAGAGGAAAAACAUGGUGCCUGUCAGAAUAUUGAUUCCAUCAUUGGAAAACGGAAAAAAGUCAAGAGAGGAAUUGCAUAUGUUUGAAGUAUCUAUCGACGAAGACAAACCUGCUCCUGUACUGAACACUGAAUCCAUCAAUUCUAAACCAAUACCUAUGGCGGCUGCACGUAGCUCUAAACUCAAAGCAAUGGCAGCAAACAUUAGUUCUCAGGAUGUUAACAAAGAUAUUGAUACGGAUACUCCAUUUGAAUAUGACGAUUCAUACAAUGACGUUUCAUACAAUGAUACACCGAUAGAAAAGCUACGAGAAAUCUUAAUUAUCCCGGAUAUGUUCGAUAUAAAUAUUCACAAUCAUUUCAAUAAUGAAGAAGACGGUAACAGCAAUCACAUGAAUGAGAGACUUAAUCAAACAGAUGGUGAAAGAAGCGUUUUAGGGAGCAAUAAACAACUCAAUCAAAAUACAAGGGCAAAAGCGUCAGAAAAAGAGAUCGAUUAUAAUAACACACGCCCGAGUUCAUCAAACGAUUUAUUGGUGAGCCGUGUCAAUUCCUCUGGGACAACUAAUCCUAAUUACAGGUUAGAGAAUAGGCCAAUUACGCCAAUUACGCAGGGGGUAGAAGAGAAGGAAGAAAUAGAUCAUCAUUUGGAAACGGUGCAGAAUAGUUUGGAUACUUUGCGUGAAAAAUUAUAUAAUGAAAAUUGCAGCCUUGAUGCUAACACUUUAUUUGAGUUGUUCACUUCAGAAGAUCCGAUGACGUUUGCAUUACCAAUGAAUCCCGAAUUGAAUCCACAUAAUAUGAAAGACGAGGAAAGUGAUACAACUGCAGAUUUUUCCACUGAAGCUACUGGCGGUGAACUUAUGGCAUAUAAUUCUUCAACCAAUCUACUAGAUUUUGACGACUUGGGAAAUAUAUUGUCGGAAAAUGCAUCAUCAUUACCAGAUCCAGAUGUACAGAUGAGCAGCUUAUACGCUCCAGAUUCCUUCUAUAAUAUAGAGGAUACGAAAGCUUCUUAAUGAUUUAGCACAAAAUAGUAGAAAUGCAUAAUCAUAUAUUAAUUACGUUUUAUGCCGCAAACCAUUUUGGACAAACCAUAGUUUAAAAAAAUUGAAAAAGCUGAAAAAAAGAAAAAUUUAUGAUAAUAUGAAAAAGAAGAUAUAAAGUGCACUGUUACAACCUCUCCAGCAUUUACUACUAUCAGGCUCAAAGUAAGAACAUUAUCUCAAUGCGACCACACAAUUGAAGUUAUGUAGAUUGCGAAAUGAAAUACAUAAUAAACAGAUAAAAAUAUACUGGAACAAUCUUAAUAUUACUAUAGAAUUAGAUAAUAAAAUGCUAAGUUAUCUAAAAUUUUGCACAUUAACAAAUAUGACAUUUUGAAAUCUUCUGUUCUUACUUUGUAUAUAAUAUUCUGAUAGAAAAGUUUUUGUUCUCAUUUCGUAUGUAUUUCGUAUAUGAAUCAUUUGUAAAGAAUUUCCUUUUUUGAAAAAGAUGUAAACUUUGUAAAAACGAAUGAAUGUAACAACGCAUAUCUUUCUGUAUCCUAUACAGAGAACAUGAUUCCGUUAGAUUGAUUAACAUGUGUGUAAAAGGCAAGUUGUCUUUAUUUAUAAAAACAUAAACAGUGAUAGUGCAAGGUUAAGGUUUCAGUGUUUUAUGCAAUAAAAAUUAUUGCAAUAGAGUUGCAAUAAAAACAAUUACGCUUUAAUUCUCCGAAAAAUGCAAGUUAUUUCAAAAUGUUUAUAUUGAAAUUCACAUUCAAAAAUAUCAAUUCUUACAUAUUCUUCGGUUAAAAUUUUGAUGUGUUUUAGAUGCAAUACGAAAACUUCAAAUAUUUUUAUUUUGUUUACAGUUUAUUCUAAUAUAUGUAUAAUAUGAAAAAUAUAAUAUAAUAUAUAGUAGUAAUAAGUAUAUGAGAUAUAUUUAUAUAUAAUUAUAUUCCAUACAUUAUAAAUUCCAGGAGAAUGACUUUAGGACAUUUUUGAGACGUAAAGUUCCCUAAAAACCUCUUUUGGAGAUUUAUACUGUAUAUGUACGGAAUAUAUAUUAUAUAUGUAUAUAACAUAAUAAUAUACUGCUGGCAGCUAAUAUAAGAACAUUACUUAUAAGAACAAAGAUUAUUCUGGUCAUUGUUUCGACACCAAAUUAAGGAAUAGUUAUAUAAUUGAUUUAAACACUGAAAUCUUAUUCUUGGACCUUUACUAAUAAGUUAAUCUUGUAAUGUUACGUUUCUUUGUACAAAAAUGUAUCCAUCUAUCUAAUAAGAAUAUUAUAUCAACUUGCUUAGUCCCUCAAACGCUGUAUAGGAUAAAUUAAUCGAUUGAUUGCGUAUAUUCGUAAUGUAUGAUCAUUACUAACAUUUACAUUUAUCAGUGCAUUUGCAAUAAAUGACUCAAACUAUAUAA
Messenger RNA from Vollenhovia emeryi, 3533 nucleotides. RefSeq names its product heat shock factor protein 1-like. Bases 138 to 2144 code for a protein of 668 amino acids. The record is from RefSeq and is a predicted model, not a curated record. Gene Ontology annotation, biological process: regulation of DNA-templated transcription. Gene Ontology annotation, molecular function: sequence-specific DNA binding; DNA-binding transcription factor activity. The transcript is spliced from 13 exons. Lineage: Eukaryota; Metazoa; Arthropoda; Insecta; Hymenoptera; Formicidae.